AUGGAUUCAUCAUCACAUGAAACUGUGAUUUCUACAAAGGGAAAAGAUCAAAGUUGGAAUCUUUUCAAUUCUCAACCACAACCCACCAUGUCAUUCUCGACGAUCGAUGUUUGCAAGAAGCGGAAACGAUGGCAGAAGAUUUUUAGGUUACAAUCUUUCGCUGAUCCUGGUUGUCCAAUUGCACCUUCAGGUUCUUUCCGUGAAAAUGUUCGAUUGUUUCUUCAAGAAGCUGGUGAACUUGAAGAUUAUACGGUUAUGGGAAAUCCUCUUUGGUGCACUUUUCUGAAUCAUGAAAAGUCAAAUCUUAUGGUUCCUUUCUAUACUCUUGAAGAACAAGUUUAUAAUUCUUCUCAUCCUUUCUGUGAUCAUUGCCGUUGUGUAGGUUGGAGUGGACAUUUUGUAUCAAAGAGAAGGUACCAUUUCAUAAUUCCAAUGGAUAAUGAGUGGCAUAAGCCCUUAAAUGAAGAAGCUCUUGAUAAUCAGAAUCAUCUGUUACAUGGUGUGAUUCACUGCAAUGGUUAUGGCCAUUUGAUAUGUCUUAAUGGCAUUGAAGGUGGCUCCAAAUUUCUCAGUGGUAGAGAAAUCAUGGAACUAUGGGAUAGAAUUUGCACCAAUCUUACAGCAAGGCAAAUUGCAGUGGAAGAUGCUUCAAGGAAAAGAUCAAUGGAUCUUAGAUUACUUCAUGGAGUUGCUUAUGGUCACUCUUGGUUUGGUAGGUGGGGCUAUAAGUUCUGUCGUGGAAGCUUUGGUGUGACAGAAGAAAACUACUAUGAAGCAAUUGAAACUCUUGGUUCAUUAGUUCUUGAUGAUAUUGUAAGAGAUUUGAGUAAGACAAAGUAUCAUAAAGAUAUCAAACAAAUGAUUCGUUUCUAUAGAGAUAUGAGUGAAACUCGUAUAGUCACAAUAAGGGAGCUUCUUAGAUUCAUGCUUACUGUCAAGUCUCGUCAUACUGUAUCGAAGAUAACAGUCACUUAUUCUUCUUCUGACGCUGCUUCUGCUGCUGAUUCACCUCCUUGUUCUACUUCAGCAUGUAUGUCAAGAAAUUCGACCAAACAUGCACUUUCAAGUAGAUCAAAUUCCAUGAAUAAGGAAAAAUCAGCAAGGUAUAAGAAGUUCAGCACUGCAGUGGCGACUAUGGAUAGUAGAUGGCCAACAAGGAGACUCGAAUUCGCAGCUCAAGUGAUUGUUGAUGCAUUAAAAGAAGACAAAGCUAUGAAACCAGGCUCAAGUGGCAUGACAAGGCAAGAUGUGAGGGAUGCAGCUAGGGUUCACAUUGGUGACACAGGUUUACUUGAUUAUGUGCUGAAAUCACUCAACAAUGUGAUUGUUGAAAACUAUGUCGUUCGUCGUAUGGUUAACCCUUCAUCAAGGAUCCUUGAGUAUACCAUUCAUGAGCUUGGAAAAGAGUUCAAAGCACCUGAAGUAGAAUAUAGUGUAAUGACACUUGUAGAUAAUCCUCAAGUGGAGUCAUCAACACCAUCAUCAUCAUCUUCUUUAUCUUUGGUGCCUGGUAAUGAUGUUUACAGUGAUGUAGUUUAUCUCUACAAGAAUGUGUUACUAGGUUAUCCAGAUUCAGAGCCAGUUGAAUUAGCAGUUCAGACAAUUCUUCACUGCAGACACUUUGUGAAAGAGUGGAAAUUGAGAGAUGAAAUGGAGCAAGUUUUGACAUUUAUUUGCCGUUUGAAACCGAAUUUCAUCGAAAAUAAGUCUGAUUUCAAAGGGCCAUCUUGUGGUGAGAUUGUAACUGUUCCACUGCAUGCAACAGUUAAAGAUUUGAAGCAAGCUGCUGAGGCUGCAUUAAGGGACACAUAUUGCAUAGCUGAAAGACUAAUUGUAACUGAUAUCAAAGAAUUGAUGGAUGCGGAUGAUGAAGAAGUUAUUUUUGGACAGAUUGAAUCAGGUGUGAAGCUUUGUGUGAGGGGAAUUGGAAUAGAUUUAUACACACCAUUGAAGUAUCAAGGAGGUUCUGAUAAUUGGAAGGUGAGGUGUGAGUGUGGAGCACAGGAUGAUGAUGGUGAGAGAAUGAUUGCUUGUGAUAUUUGUGAGGUAUGGCAGCAUACAAGAUGUUGUGGAAUAGAUGAUUCUGAGACAGUUCCACCAUUGUUUGUUUGUUCUGGAUGUUGUGAUUCACUUGUACCGCCAAGGAUCGAAUCUAGCCGCUAUGGUAUGGUGGAUUGUGCUGAUGCUUUUCUGGUUUCAGCUGAGGCUGCUCAUUUGCUUGAGUAUGGUUAUGGGUAUUGA
Molecule: messenger RNA, 2241 nt
Organism: Trifolium pratense (red clover)
Lineage: Eukaryota; Viridiplantae; Streptophyta; Magnoliopsida; Fabales; Fabaceae
Product: PHD finger protein MALE MEIOCYTE DEATH 1
Exons: 3
Coding region: 1-2241 (746 amino acids)
Source: RefSeq, a predicted model, not a curated record